ACGCCCUCCAAGCGUAAUCGCAAACAGCCUCUUACAAAGGAAGAAAAGGAGCGUCGUGUCCAUAUACACCAGAUGCAUGUGCUGUGCCUGCUGGCGCAUGUUGAAAAGAGAAACCACUGGUGCAAUGACCCCUUUGUGCAGGAGAGCCUGCGACCUCUGCUUCGGGCCAAGACGGUUCAAUACCUCAACCCCGCCUCGAGCCUGACGCAGUUUGGCCAGACUGAGUCCCUCAAAAGAGGCCUGAAAGAAGCACAGGAGGUCUUUCAGGAGAGGUUCAGGAUUACCGAGGUUGGCUUGCGCAGGGCGCUGUGGGCCGAAGAUCCGACAGACCUCCAGGACUAUGAGCUCCCACGCAACAUUGACAGCUGCCUGGACAAGGUUGAGUUUCGCAAAGCUGCACGGAAUCUCAGGGGUUCAAGGGACGUCGGUGCGCAGCUUUUCUGCGCACUCCUCAGGGCGGUGGGUGUUGAGACACGACUUGUCUGCUCCUUGCAACCUCUGUCAUUUGUCCCUGGUGGCCCUUCACUCCCCAAGUCUUCUCGUCAGAACAGGAUGCCCUCACGGCCACCUCCUGCCUCUGCUAGAGCCGACCCCGUCUUGGCGUCGCCCUCCCCAGCUCGCCCAUCUCCUCGUGCCCGACUUGGCCACCCAAACGCCACUGCUUAUCGUAUUCCCGACAUCGCUACACCAUCGUCUUCGAGCGAUCAGCGACCUCCAAGACCCAAUGUAAGGAUCAAUGAGUCGUUCUAUCCGAUCUACUGGGCCGAGAUUCUGGACGUGGGCCACCAGAAAUGGCAGCCCGUGGACGCUCUCGUGACAGGGCAACAUUUUCGACCUCACCGACUGGAGCCUCCAGCUGCCGACCGGACCAAUGUCCUUACGUAUGCUGUUGCUUUCGAGGACGACGGUACUGCGAAGGAUGUCACUCGGCGGUACGCCAAAGCCAUGAACUCCAAGACGCGACGAAUGCGGAUCGAUGGCCCUUCGGUCCCGUCCUCUGUUGACGGGGCCAAAUGGUGGCGCAAAGCUCUGCGGCGGUACAAGCCUCGGGGACCGCCCAGCGACCUGGAUCAGAUCGAGAACAUCGAGUUGAGCACUGCAGAGGAGCGUGAGCCUAUGCCGCGCAACGUGGCUGAUUUUAAGGACCAUCCCAUCUAUGCACUGGAGAGACACCUCCGUCGCCAUGAGGUUUUAGUACCUGGCGCUCAAGUCGUCGGAACCGUGGGCGCAGGCAGCAAGGGUCCACUUGAGAAGAUCUACCGCCGCAAAGACGUGCGAGUUGCGAAAUCGGUGGAUAAAUGGUACCGCCUGGGACGGGUGAUCAAGCCAGGAGAGGAUUACAUGAAGAGCUCUGACGACGACGACCCCGUCCUAGGCCUUGACCCUGCCAAGGGCAAUCCUAUCUAUACUUUUGAACAAACAGAGUUGUACACGGCCCCACCUGUGGUGGCAGGUAGGAUCCCCAAGAACAAGUUUGGCAAUAUCGACGUGUACGUCCCUUCCAUGGUACCCCCGGGAGGUAUCCAUGUGAAGCAUGCUCGCGCGGGGCAUGCAGCCCAUCUUUUGGGCGUGGACUACGCGCCUGCCCUGCAGGGCUUCGAGUUCAAAGGCCGCAAGGGCACUGCCGUGUACAACGGGGUGGUCAUUCCCGUCGAAGCGGCCGAGGGUGUGCGGGCUGUACUGAAGGGCUUCGACGACCUCGAGAGCCAACUGCAGGAGGAGAGGAGGAGCCUCCGGGCGCUGGAGACGUGGCGAAAAUGGCUGCGUACGCUGAGGAUCCGGAGAAGGAUCUUCGAG
Messenger RNA from Cryphonectria parasitica EP155, 1797 nucleotides. RefSeq lists its product as uncharacterized. The record is from RefSeq and is a predicted model, not a curated record. Gene Ontology annotation, biological process: nucleotide-excision repair; mismatch repair. Gene Ontology annotation, cellular component: nucleotide-excision repair factor 2 complex; cytoplasm; nucleus. The annotation marks the transcript as partial. Lineage: Eukaryota; Fungi; Ascomycota; Sordariomycetes; Diaporthales; Cryphonectriaceae. Gene Ontology annotation, molecular function: damaged DNA binding; single-stranded DNA binding. The transcript is spliced from 2 exons.